GAGUCUGCUGAAUAAACCCAAGUCUGAGAUGACUCCAGAGGAGUUGCAGAAACGAGAGGAGGAAGAGUUCAACACCGGGCCCCUGUCUGUUCUCACCCAAUCUGUUAAAAGCAACACACAAGUCCUCAUUAACUGCCGCAACAACAAGAAACUACUAGGAAGAGUCAAAGCCUUCGACAGACACUGCAACAUGGUGUUAGAGAAUGUCAAGGAGAUGUGGACAGAGGUCCCAAAGAGUGGCAAGGGUAAAAAGAAGUCCAAGCCAGUAAACAAAGACCGAUACAUCUCCAAGAUGUUUCUGAGAGGGGACUCUGUCAUUGUCGUGUUGAGGAAUCCUCUUAUCACUGGAACUGGGGGGAAGUAGACAAUACAUCUUGCUAAAAGUCUGUGCCACUGUUGCAAAGCAAUUUGCAAUGUGGAUUUUUUUUUGUUGAUUUUUUUUAAUGUAUUGGACAAAUUCCAGUAGUCCCUCCCUGUUUUGGUCAGUUUCCUUCUGUUUUAUAUCAACAACAAUGCCUGUGUUUGUCAGCAAGCGACAUUGUGGACUGUUCAUCUUCCUAUUUAGAAUAAGCAGUCACCAGUCAUGACAUUUAGAUCUAAAACCAUUGAACAUGCUACAAUGUUGUGGAACAUUUGGAUAGAAAUAUAAUGUCUGACAUCUAAAAUCAGGAAUUAUGUUCGGUUAAUUUAGGAACUUUUCUAUAGAAAAUGUUUCACAAAACAUGACCGGGGGUAUGUUUUGGCAUGCCAUUGGACUGAUAUGGAUUCCUCAUUCUCAUCCAAGGCUAAUUUCUGUAGGUUUUGAAAUUAUUUUGAAUGAUCAGCAAAGGGGAUGUCUACAAAAUCUGAAUUUGUUGCUUCCAAUGUGUUAAGGGCUGAGGAAUGUGUUUUGAUGUAACUUUUCAUGACCAUAUGUGGAAAAACAAAAUCAUCAGGUCCCCUUUUGAACAUGCCCUUUCUAUUUGUGUAAAGUUAUAUUUCUUUAUUAUGCCAAUACCCAAAACACGGAAUGGAUACACAUGAAUGUUGUCUAAUCUUGUCAUAGAUGUCUUUAAGACAUUUUGUACUCCAAUUGGAUAUAGGUCUGUUUAUUUUUUGAGAUGGUGGUACAAUUCCUACACGGAAUGUAAUCUUUUUGUUUGGUAUUUUAAUAAACUUUUUUUCUCUA
This is a messenger RNA of Esox lucius (northern pike), 1168 nucleotides long. RefSeq names its product small nuclear ribonucleoprotein D2 polypeptide (gene snrpd2). The record is from RefSeq and is marked provisional. Gene Ontology annotation, biological process: RNA splicing; spliceosomal snRNP assembly. Lineage: Eukaryota; Metazoa; Chordata; Actinopteri; Esociformes; Esocidae. Gene Ontology annotation, molecular function: RNA binding. Gene Ontology annotation, cellular component: U2 snRNP; U5 snRNP; catalytic step 2 spliceosome.